GCUCUAUUGGAAUCCGGUGGCGGCAGGAGAAAUGGAUACAGAGGAAGGUCAGCCCCUGCAGGGUUCCAAGGAGCAGAAGAAGAAUUGGCAGCAAUCUACUGGGCAUCAUCCCAUCACAGACAACUAUCUAAGGUAAAUGUUUCCCUUACCUUAUGGAGAGGAAGGACUUUGAAGCAUGGCUUGAAAACCUCUCCGCCACGUUCCUCUCGCUGACGGACUUGCAGAGAAAUGAAGCGUUGGAUGACCUGAUCUCCUUGAGCGGGGCCGCUCAGCUCAGGCACCUCUCCAACAGCCUGGAGACCCUCCUCAAGCGGGAUUUCCUGAAGCUGCUCCCGCUGGAGCUGAGCUUCUACUUGCUGAAAUGGCUGGACCCUCAGACCUUACUCACGUGUUGCCUCGUCUCUAAGCAAUGGAACAAGGUCAUAAGUGCCUGUCUGGAGGUCUGGCAGGCGGCCUGCAGGAACCUGGGCUGGCAGAUCGACGACUCUGUUCAGGACGCCCUGCUCUGGAAAAAGGCCUACUUGAAGGCCGUCUUGCGGAUGAAGCAGUUGCAGGACCACGAAGCUUUUGAGACCUCCUCCUUGAUCGGACACAGUGCCAGGGUGUAUGCGCUGUAUUAUAAAGAUGGACUCCUUUGUACAGGUUCAGAUGACCUAUCGGCCAAGCUGUGGGACGUGAGCACGGGGCAGUGCAUCUACGGCAUCCAGACCCACACCUGUGCGGCGGUCAAGUUUGACGAGCAGAAGCUGGUCACCGGCUCGUUCGAUAACACGGUAGCCUGCUGGGAGUGGAGCUCGGGAGCCAAGACGCAGCAUUUCCGAGGCCACACGGGGGCAGUUUUCAGCGUGGAUUACAACGAUGAUCUGGAUAUCCUGGUCAGUGGCUCAGCGGAUUUCACUGUGAAAGUGUGGGCCUUAUCGACAAGCGUCUGCCUCAACACGUUGACUGGACACACGGAGUGGGUCACAAAGGUGGUCUUACAAGAGAGUAAAGUCAAAUCCCUCAUGCACAGCCCUGGCGAUUACAUUCUUUUAAGUGCGGAUAAGUAUGAAAUCAAGAUCUGGCCAAUCGGAAGAGAGAUCAACUGCAAAUGUUUGAAGACCCUGACAGUUUCCGAAGACCGCAGCAUCUCUUUGCAGCCUCGACUUCACUUCGACGGGAAGUACAUUGUGUGCAGUUCGGCAAUCGGAUUGUACCAGUGGGACUUCGCCAGCUACGAUAUCCUCAGGGUUAUCAAACCACCCGAAUUUGCAAACCUGUCCUUGCUGGGCUUUGGUGACAUUUUCGCCCUCCUGUUUGAUAACCACUACCUGUACAUCAUGGACGUGAGGACAGAAAGGUUGAUCAGCCGUUGGCCGCUGCCGGAAUACCGGAAGUCGAAGAGGGGUUCAAGCUUCUUGGCCGGAGAAAUGGCUUGGCUGGAUGGCUUGGACGGUCAAAACGAUCUGGGCUUGGUAUUUGCCACCAGCAUGCCCGACCACAGUAUCCACCUGGUUUUGUGGAAGGAACAUGGCUGAACUCAAGCUGACGGACUCCGGGAUACGUGGCUUUUUAUAUAUAU
Molecule: messenger RNA, 1561 nt
Organism: Protobothrops mucrosquamatus (brown spotted pit viper)
Lineage: Eukaryota; Metazoa; Chordata; Lepidosauria; Squamata; Viperidae
Gene: FBXW2
Product: F-box and WD repeat domain containing 2
Exons: 8
Coding region: 153-1517 (454 amino acids)
Molecular function (GO): protein binding
Source: RefSeq, a predicted model, not a curated record